GUUAAGGUCAGGGUUAAGGCUAAGGUUAGGUAUGGGUAGAAGUAAGGGUAGGGGAUAGGGAUAGGGCGUCCAAAGGAUCCCGGAUAGCACUGACCAGCAGGCAGCCAACCCUUCCAGCACCUCUCUCGUACAGAUGCUCGAGCCAACUUGUCAGUCGGUCGCAUCUCGGAGGGGAACGGAACGGUUCGAACGGGGCGGUAUGAGGAGCAACUGACCGUGGAAACGAUGAUAAUCACGAAUCCUUCCCCGGACAGAAGGACUUAACCUGCAGUCCCACUGCUCACCCCUUCCCAUUUUAUUUCCACCUCUACAGAUACGGACCUAACGUUAGCGAUAUUUCUGUACCAUAUCCCUUGUAGCCUAUCUCUCCCUUUGAUAUUUUUACCCCUUACAUUAAGCGUAGUGUGUCUUGACACGAUGUGGAAAACCGGGCUCCUUCUCCUCUUUUGGGGACUAUUAACGUCCAGUGAACUCCAGCAAGAAGCAACGGAGCCGGAGCCCCGAAAUCAGACACCGUCUGAAAAGUUGGAUUUUGGCUAUGUGCCCCAGGGAGUUUACAAAACCGUCGCCUAUUACGAACCUGGAGUAAUAGGGAUACUGUUCCACAUGGUGCACGCUUUUCUAUACGUCGUGCAGCCCAACCCGUUCCCCGAAGAUCUCGUCGUCAAAGUCGCCAAGGAUAGAUUUGGAGCCAUUCAGUCGGAGUAUCAGAAGCCAGAGAACAUUGUGCUGACACUCCAGGCCAUCUACUAUGAGACAGGCUUCAUGGUGUGUGCCAUGCUCGGCCUGCUCUUCAUGGUCCUACUGCCCCUGGUCGGCCUCUUCUUCUGUCUGUGCCGCUGCUGCGAAAACUGCGGCGGCGAGAUGCACCAGCGCCAGCGGAAGAAUGCUGACUGCCAACGGGGCCUGCUCACCACACUGCUCUUCGCCACUUCACUCAUCAUCACGGCUGGAGUACUGUGUGCGUAUGCAGCUAACCAGAACCUGAGCUCCCAGCUCAAAGGCAUGAAGAGACUGGUUAGCAGCAACCUUAAGGACCUGCAGACCUUUGCCAAUGAGACGCCAACGCAAAUUGAAUACCUAAUAGCACAAUACGCCACUGCCAAGUACUCAGUCAUUUCUGACCUAGAUAAUGUGGGUCCUCUGCUUGGAGGGAAGAUUCAUGAGGAAUUGGGCAAAGAGGUGCGUCCUGCACUGGACGGGGUGCUCCGUAUGGCUGGAGUCAAAGUUCAGAGGGCCAUUAAAGCCAUGCGGGAGACCAAGGAGGCCCUGGAGAACGUGAGGGUGUCUCUGGAGGUUCUCCAGGAGGCGACAGGGAAGCUCCACUUCAACCUGAGCCUGGUGCGCUCCAGCCUGAACAGAACCCUCAACGAUCCGGGCUGCAGCAACGAGGACUCGGAUGCCACCACCGCCCAGCUCUGCCGCUCCAUCCACAGCUCCCUGGCACAGCUCUACGUCAGCGCCAACUUCACCCGGUUACCUGAUGUGAACAAUCACCUGGAAAGUGUGAAUCAGGUGCUGAAAACGGACCUCAACGAAAUCAUUCAAAAGGGCUUCUCCUCAUUCAAUGACACUCCAGGCAUGGUGAGUGACCAGAUGAGGAGCGUAGUCGACGGAGCCCGGGGCAUGUUGGACGUCAUCAGCGCCAACAUCAGCAGUUCCUCCAAGGUGUUCCCUGUAAACAGCACUCUGGCCAACUUCACCAACUUCAUCAGUCACACACAGUCCAAGAUAGAAGACUCCUACCCUGAGAUCGAUCAGAUAGACUUCUAUAGGUGGAUUUGCUGUAUUGGGCUGUGCUGCAUGGUGGUUCUCAUCGUGGCCUUCAACUUCCUGGCCAUAAUGUGUGGCACCAUGGGAUAUGACAAGCACGCCUCCCCCACCACACGGGGCUGCGUCUCCAACACCGGCGGUACCCUUCUCAUGGCCGGUGUGGGUUUCAGCUUCCUCUUCUCCUGGAUACUGAUGGGAGUGGUGACCGCCACCUUCCUGGUCGGGGGCAACGUGGAGAAGCUGGUCUGUGAGCCCUUCCACACCAAGCAGCUCUUCAAGGUUUUGGACACUCCUCACCUGGUGAACCCUGAGUGGAGGAACUUCAUCCCGGGGUAUAUGUACAACGACUCAGACCUGGAUCUGACAGUGGAGAGUCUCUACAGUAAUUGCAAAAAUAACAGAAGUCUCUACUCUGCCAUGCGCCUGGAUAAAGUCUUCAAUGUCACAACCUUGCUAAACUCCAGCCUGUACACCAAGGAGUUGGGGAAGAUGUUUGACAGUGUGAAGAUUGACCUGAGAGGUAUUGUCCUGCUGGAGUCUGAGGGGAAACAGAGCCUCAUUGACUUCUCUGAGACGGGCGUCGCCGAGAUCAACUAUGCAGCGUAUCUGGAGGAGGUCAACAAAGGCGUGACUCAGGUGGACUUACUGUCGUACGCCAAUGAGCUGGAGGCACAGACAGACCUAAUGCCCAAAGGGCCCCUCCAGACCAAUCUAAAGGGCCACGCCAACAGUCUCCGGCAGAUCCACAGUCAGCUGGUCAUCCCUAUGGAGCAGGCCAUGAAAUAUGUUAGAGCGAGGAGUACGCUGAAUCAGAGCAUCAGACUACUCGAAAGGACUGCCUCAGACCUGCCGAACAAAAUCACUGAUGUGCUGAAGACCAUCGAAGCGGCCCAGUAUCUCAUCUCCCAGAAUGCCACACAUGUCGUCAACCAGGAAACAGAAAAGUACAAGCAAACCAUUGUUGGUUACUUCAGGCAAUACAAAGAGUGGGUCAGGACCUCCCUGACCAUGGAGGUAGCAACCUGCAAACCCUUCAGCAACAUCGUGGACACAGUGGAGAUCGUAGCCUGCAGCUUCUUGGUCGACUCGUUGAACACAUUCUGGUUUGGCCUAGGCUGCUGUGCCCUAUUCCUCCUUCCUAGCAUCAUCCUGUCAGUAAAACUGGCAAAGUUCUACCGUAGAAUGGACACAGAGGAUGUUUACGAUGACAUUGAGACAAUUCCCAUGAAAACCAUCCCUGCCUAUGACACUAUGACUAGGUUCCCACGGGCAUCAGCUCCCCCUAGGCAUAUCGACUGGUGAGAGAAGGCCGGGCUUUUUGACCGGCUCCAGAAAGUGCCAUCGGAAACUGGAACUGAAACAUUAGAUUGACCCCAUCCACUUCCCACCCCUUGAACAAGACAAAGCUCCGAAAAGAUGUCCUUACCUGCAGAAGAAGCCCCUAACAAGAAGCUGAUGUCUUCUGUGUGUGUUCACCUGGCCCUCUCUUCCUCUAUCUCCACGGAUCUAUUUACUGACAACAUCCUCCUGCCCAGUCACAACCUCUUCUGGAUAUCCGCUGUCCAAUAGGACCCCCUCAGACACUACACAAGGUGCUGUCAUCAACUCUUCCUUUGAUUUUCCCUGGGGAACAAUAAGGAAGUGUACAUCUGAGACAGUGUCGGUUGACCUUCAUCCUUCACCACACACAGCUGUCUGUUGUGCCUGUGUUUACAUUAGUCUGAGCCGAGGCUGAGUUCAAACUGCAGACACAACAACAGUUCAGAGGGCUGUGUACUCUCAAACCUUUUGUACUUCUUCUGUGUUUUGUAAAAAGUGACUGAAAAGGUAUUUGAAAGGUCAUGUAGGGCUGAUAUGAGAACAUUGCCAUUUCUGCUCAUAGUUGAAUGAUGUUUUACUAACUGAUGGGGAGAGCUGUUUGAAACACAGCCUCGGUGUAGAAACAGACUUAAUGGUCGUGGAUCGUAGGCCUAUAUGUUUGUGCUUGAAUAAUAUAAGGACAAUCACAAAAUAGCAUGACUUUUGUAUGUUUGCAACAUUAGAAGACAGACAGAGGUUGUUAUCCAUGCUGAGGCAUACUGAUGGUUGACUGUUAGACCUGUUUUACCAUAGCAUUUUGACUGAUGACUGCCAUUUUGUAAGAUAUGAGGAAAUAUCUCAUAUCAGUGCAUAACAGGUGGAAUAUCACAUGAACCUGGACAGAAAUGUCAGGAGACUAUAACAUUCCUUAGUUCAUUAAUUGAUUAACAAUAAUGCAUAAUAAUCAAUAUGUUUUUUAGGCUAUUGUAGUGGUCAAACAUUAAAGUGGAGAACUGCUAUUUGACGCCAAAUCCUAUUCUUACUGUAGGUCUCAGGUCUUUAGUUGUUUAACAGUUAUGCAUAAUAUAUUGUUUCAAUAUUAUUAUUUUUCAUCCCACAAUAGCUAUUGGUACCUAUGGAACUAUGGAAGGGUAAAUGUAUUGAAGAGUUGUUUGUAUAUAAGAGAUGUAUUGCUUAAAGUGAAUGAUGACACCUGUGUGGAUUAUGCUGAAAAACAUUAACAUACUGUACUGUACAUGCCACCCCGAUAAUAUCACCCAUCUGUUCUCACUUGUUUACAGGUUAUGUUCCUUCUCCCCCACUGUCUGCCUCAUAAAGAUGGGGGUCAUUAGCCUACUUAACUACCAUGUGCUGUCAAUCAAAUGGCAUUAAGCUAGUAGAGGCUUGUUGAUGAGAGGAGUGAGGACUUCUUAUUGGUUUGCAUAACUGAUCCUGCUCAUUGAGUCUCUGACGGAAGCUUCACUUCCCAAUAACUAUUACUUAAGUACAUGCCUGUAGACUGCUUACCUUUGUAUGAUUAUUACAUCACACGCUAUUUUACUGAGUGCUUAAGACAGACAUUUUGUAUGCACCAUCUGGUUAGAUAGUGGGUGCAAUGUUUACUGGUUGUUUUAAGGGUAAAACUGUAAUGUUGCCACUGGACAGUGGGGCACUGGUGGUGCCCAUUGGAUAUGAGUGUCCAUGAUGGUUAUCUGAAAGUGUAUAAAUUGUGAAUAAAACAUUCCAUUUCA
Molecule: messenger RNA, 4823 nt
Organism: Coregonus clupeaformis (lake whitefish)
Lineage: Eukaryota; Metazoa; Chordata; Actinopteri; Salmoniformes; Salmonidae
Product: prominin-1-A
Exons: 29
Coding region: 418-3075 (885 amino acids)
Cellular component (GO): apical plasma membrane; prominosome; cilium
Molecular function (GO): cholesterol binding
Source: RefSeq, a predicted model, not a curated record